AUGGAAAAUAAUCGCAUUGUUCAUGAAUACAAUACGUGGUGAGUACCGUAAAACGGACAAAUAUGUAUCAGGUUAAACACCCCCUUGAUCAAUGGCGUCGCACUUCACCCGGUCCUUUAAAAUGCGGUUAACAAUGCCUUGAAUGAGAUUCUGAAAUGAUUCUUGAGAUAAUGCUACGACGAUGGUUAGGAUUUGGUGUUUAUUGAAAAGAAGGGCGAUGAUCAGAUUAAGUACUGUGCCUCUUUCCGAAGGAAGAAUUAAGCUGUUGAUUAGGACUCUACUCUGAAAUUGCACUUUAAAACCAAGGGUUGGGCAUUUUCCGGGGGUUCAAACGGCGGUCCUAACCAGCCCGAUGGAAUUUUAAGCAGGACAUGAGGCUUGUUCAGGGACAAUUAUUUCACGCGAGAAACAGGGGAAUAGGCUGCAUAGUUUGCUUGGAAACCGAUAAAGUUUAACACAGCCCCGAGCGCUUGCAGUGUCUUAUGAUGAGAUCCGCAAAACAGAAGACAUGCGAACCACUGAACCAGGUUCAAUGCUGCAAGUGUGGUUUAUCCUUUUACAAUACGCACACUUUAGUAAGUAACCUUCUAUUUGGAUAAAUAGCCAGCAGUUCCCUGGCAGGAAGUGCCUACUUGCUCCCGGAUACUUUAUAGCGUGGUUUUUGAAACAUUGAUUAGUCUCUUACCCGAAAUGGUAAAGGUAAAAAGUACCACAGCAAAAUCGUUUCCUGUUACACUCCCCGCCCCAACAGAUGUGCGAUUUCCGAAUGAAAUUUUGUCCGCAUACUUCCCGUAAACUUUCAUAUCGCUAACUGGGGAAGUUGUUUCCGUUAAAAGGGCUUUGAUGAGAAGUUUAGCGAAAUACGUUAGCGAGGUAAUCACAACUACGUUCACAGCGCAUCCGACGCGACCGCAUACCCGGUCGGAGAGGAAACUGGAUACAUGUUUGUGUUUUGAGGGUCUUCACUGCGCGUUGUCGAUGAGACGGUACAUCAACGGCCAUAAUUAUUCACAUCAGCUUGUCCAUGAACCUUAGGGACGUGUUUUCCUUCAGCACUUCCCACCACUGUCUACAGAAAACCUGAUGGCCAGGUAACUUCGGCUGUCAUUCCAUACUGAUGUUCAUGUAUCGUCUGAUCCUCCAUCUCCCUGAAUUACAGAUCAAGUCGUCCCUCCUACAUUUCGCCGAACGGUAAUCCUCGCUUGUACCGUCUCAAUAACACACAACCUGCUGUCUGAUGCCGUGAUUGGGAAGCCUUCCUGAAAGAAUUCUUGUCGGUCUAGAAUGUCAGAACAUGGCAAGCCAAGCUGAAGUUCGAAUGGGGAAAGGAGACAUCGGUCAAAUCUCCACGUUUCGACUACGUCGACUUCUAUCAGUGACCGACCACUAUCCGCUCCGUAAACUUUGGAACCACGUCCGAGUGUUGGCAUGUCUAUUCAAAUAACGUCCUUUAUCAGGGACUGCUACCUACAAAAUGGUGUCAGUGCGCGUCUGGUCGGUCAAAGGUAAUUAGUCAAAAUUGGAACUGAGGUGCUCGGUCAAGGCUAAGACACCUUCAUGGCUUCAUGCAGACUGUGCAUUCAAAGCGAUUGGUGGUCGUGAAGUAAGAGAGUCCAACCCCGUGGAUCGCGGAUAACUAAAUAAAUCCUCACAAGAAGGAAGUGAUCAAGUAGGCAAGAUACGAAUCUGCUGCAGUUUGCGUCCGUUAUAUUAAAUAACUUCUCGUCUGUGAGAGCACUGGUUAGUGUCAUGGGACACACCUGCGUCCACUGAGACAGAAGUGGCCAACUGGGAGGGAAGUGGUUUGAAUGUAAAACUACACAGAUAUCCUUAUCGCAUGUAUAAUGAAAAAUAGAAUUUUCUUGUAUUCCCAUCGGAGCCCCCCGCCUGAGGGGCCGAUGUUAGAAGAGCAAGCAGCUCACAUUCGGUAUUAAAAUGCACGAAAAACGAUAAUCUCGAAAGAUCCCAGUCUCCUACUUGAAAGAAGGUGCAUUUUCACGUAGAUGUGCCAGAAUGGAACUGAGAGAUGAGUUCAUAUACUUUGCUAACAUAGAUGAAACCUCAUUAUACAGAGCCAGUAAAAAGAGGAUGCGGUAGGCAAACGAACCUAACUGAACGGAACCACUACAUCUAAGGAUAAUCGGGUUUCCUUUUUGCACUGCCUCCGUAAAAGGAGGACCAUAGCUCUACCCCAAAAAAGCUCAAAAAGCGUGUUGGACGUUUACAGAUCGACAUGGGCCUUGGCUAUUACUCACAACAUUCGAAGAUGUUUAGGGGAAUGGAGCAUGCACAGGCAAAAGCACAAGCGCCAGGUGUUGCUCUCACGUCCAAACACACCCCGACCACCACCAUAACUAACCAUUUCCACGCCCGUCCCCUCUAGACGUGCUCCACCGCCCCACCCCGUAACGGCACAAACACAGACCCGCGAGCGCGCCAAGUGUGUUCGUGAUUGCCCAAGAUUUCCCGAGGCGGCUGUCGCCGGCGACAUUGCACUGGUGCCCCUGCUGCCGUCGUCAUGGCGGUGGUGGCCGUGGCGGCGGGGGCGGUGGCAGGGGCGGCUGCAUAAGCAGCUUUUGCAACGGCAGAAGCAGAUCGCAUCAGCGUCAUCACCGAGGCCAACCCUCUACGUCGCCUCUACCCACAUCCCUUCUCCAUCCCACGGUCUCGGCUUCGCCGCCGCCGCUGGCGGACCGACUGUCACCCGCAGCUUGCUGUUGUCUGUUCGGACCGGCGAUGGUGGGGCGAUGGCAGGCGCGGUGCGAGCGAUGAUGCUUGGCCGCGGCCACCACCAGCACACUCAGCGAACCCUCACACGCGCACCAGCCCCUCUCCCCUCUGUUGCUGGCCUGUGCCCGAGGUAGUGAUGCGUGUGUGCACGCACACACGCUGGUCAACAUCCUCCCCCGUCACUCCGACCUCUCCUCCCUCGUCUGGCGACAUGUAGCGACGACGACGACGGCAGCGGCAAGACGAAGCGGCAGCGGCGACGGUGGCGGGGGUUCGACGUCCACCGCCUCACUUUCUGCAAAUUCAUUCACCUUGCCAUUCGUGAGCUCUCACACCUUGCCUCUCCUGCGCCCCCACUGGCGAACCCACGCCAGUCUCGCACCCUCUCCCCCACCUUCUUGGCCUCUUCCAUAGCACCCUCAAGCAGCAUCAACUGGCCGGUCAUGAACAGGCUCGAGAACGGUGCUGUCGGGACUAAUGAGCUCCUAGCGGGCGUGCGCAAGCAGAAAAGCUACGGCCGGUCUCGAGUCAUGAGUGAGCAUCGACCGAGCGCCGUCUGUUUGCCGGUCUUUUCUUCUGAGCCACCACGGCAGUAG
Messenger RNA from Spirometra erinaceieuropaei, 3326 nucleotides. Lineage: Eukaryota; Metazoa; Platyhelminthes; Cestoda; Diphyllobothriidea; Diphyllobothriidae. The record is from the annotation of a GenBank genome assembly.